This is a messenger RNA of Taeniopygia guttata (zebra finch), 1135 nucleotides long. It is a transcript of the gene NTHL1, whose product is annotated as nth like DNA glycosylase 1. Gene Ontology annotation, biological process: nucleotide-excision repair; base-excision repair, AP site formation; base-excision repair. The record is from RefSeq and is marked validated. Lineage: Eukaryota; Metazoa; Chordata; Aves; Passeriformes; Estrildidae. Gene Ontology annotation, molecular function: DNA-(apurinic or apyrimidinic site) endonuclease activity; 4 iron, 4 sulfur cluster binding; oxidized pyrimidine nucleobase lesion DNA N-glycosylase activity. Gene Ontology annotation, cellular component: nucleus.
GGCGCCGCCAUGAGCGCGGCCCGGCCCGGCCUGAGGCGGCUGCGCUCGGCCGCGGGCAGCGGCGGGAGCCAGACCCAGGGCCGGCCCGGCGUCCCACGGCGGAGCAGGAGGAGGAAGAGCCUGGCCAUCGCCUAUGAAGCGGGGCAGGGCGAGGGGGCCGAGCCCCGGCGGGCGCGCUGGGAGCCGCCGCACUGGCGGGAGCAGCUGCAGCGCAUCCGGGACAUGAGGAGCAGCAGGGAUGCUCCCGUGGAUGAGAUGGGAGUGCAGACGUGCUACGACAGCAGUGCACCUCCAGAGGUGAUGCGCUACCAGGUGCUGCUGGCCCUGAUGCUAUCCAGCCAGACCAAGGACCAGGUGACGAGCGCUGCCAUGCUGCGCCUGCGCCGGCGCGGCCUCAGCGUGGACAGCGUGCUGCAGAUGGAUGAUGAGACCCUGGGCCAGAUCAUUUAUCCCGUGGGCUUCUGGAGGAACAAGGUGAAGUACAUCAAGCAGACCACAGCCAUCCUGAAGCAGAAGUACGGGGGUGACAUCCCCAGCACUGUGGAGGAGCUGGUGCAGCUGCCAGGAGUUGGGCCCAAAAUGGCCCAUUUGGCCAUGCACAUUGCCUGGGACAGCGUGGCUGGCAUAGGUGUGCCUGCCCCACCUAAAGUCUGGGCUCUCCCUCCCCAGCUGUGGACACCCACGUGCACAGGAUCUCCAACAGGCUCAAGUGGGUGAAGAAGGAGACCAAGAGCCCCGAGGAGACUCGGGUGGCACUGGAGGAGUGGCUGCCCAGGGAACUCUGGAAGGAGAUCAACUGGCUCCUGGUGGGCUUUGGGCAGCAGACCUGCCUGCCUGUGAAGCCUCGCUGCAGCCAGUGCCUCAACCAAGACAUCUGCCCGGCUGCCAAGAGACUCUGAGCCAUCACCCAGCUCCAGGGAACAGCCACUGGCAAUGGCUCGGCUCUCCAGAGGAAAAAGGGGCUUUGAGAGGCAGCAAUCCUGCUGGGACACAGCUGAAGGCUCCAGCCUGGGUGAAUGGCUGAGCACGGCCCGGCUGUGCCACACUGAGUCACUGCAGAGAAAAGCUUUGUCCUCGGGGACUUGCUGCUGCUUGUAAAUACUCGUUUAAUAAAGGUGGUGAGGGGUUUUUUGCA